Molecule: messenger RNA, 6162 nt
Organism: Sander lucioperca (pikeperch)
Lineage: Eukaryota; Metazoa; Chordata; Actinopteri; Perciformes; Percidae
Product: TBC1 domain family member 10A
Exons: 10
Coding region: 515-3280 (921 amino acids)
Source: RefSeq, a predicted model, not a curated record
UUGACGAGAACACGCACGUAGCUGUCAGUAGGAAAUGCAGCCUGCUGGUGUUGGAUGUAACGUUACCUCUGUGGCUGUGCUUGGAUAAAUUAAACAAAGAAAGUCAUUUUUCUUUCAGACUGUGAACUGUUAUUUAGACGGUUGCUUGAAUUUGGCGAGAAUUUCGCAGCAAGUCCGAAUGUCUAACCGAGGUAACCGAAACCUUCAGCUAUAAGCUAGGCUACAGAAACAGAACACUAUCGGCGCUAAUGCUAAUAGUUACACAGGCUAAAAUAAGCUAAUUUAGCUGCUAACUUAGCCAGCUAGCUCGCCAAUUGCAGGACGUUUGCUCUUCCAGGUCCUCACCCCAUAUAGCGGUUCCUACCCCGGUUUCGCUUUUUCGUAUUUACAUUUCACGAAGGAGGUUGCGGAACCGGAGCUGUGGCGGGGGGUGCGUACGGAUAGGAACCCCCUGGCUAUCCAGGCGGACGGAUCACAGUGACACGCCGGUCGUGGGAGAGAUCAGAGUGGAACCAUGGCUGAAAUCUCCACCCUAUCCCCAUCUCCCCCUGCACUGGGUGAGCAUCAUGCAGCUCCAUCCAUCCCUCCAUCCUCAUCAGUGCACACUGCUACCAACAUCCCUGCUCCAGAGUCUGCCAGGGAGAUGCCCACACCUAAGUCUUACCUCUACAAUGACAAAGCUUUGACUGAAAAUACUCCUGCCGCACAGUCACCCUUAACUCCCCACCCACCCUUGAGUCCUCCCAAACUCACUGCUGAGACCCCCUUCACAUUAUUGGUACACGAGGAUGCUCCACAGAGAGAGGAAUCAGGAGGGAAAGAUGCAGAGACUGGAGCUCAUGUUAUUAAGCAGGAAAUGACCAGUGACCCACCAGCUGCAGAGCUCUUAACUACUGAAACAGAGACCACACCCCUGUCAAGUGAGCCAUCGGCUCAAAGCGAAGUGCAACAGGCAUCCCCCUCUCCUGAUCUCAAUCCUGGUCCUAAUCUUUACCCCAAUGUGCAUGUCACCCACAAUCCAAAUCCUGUCAUGGAAGAUGGUCAAUUUACAGCGGGCCAACCCCAAAUUACUGCAGCUUCAAACCCCACGCCUGCUUCUCCAGCAUUCACCAAUACAGCGGCAUCAGCAACAGCUGAAGAGGAGAAACCUCAGCCCCUGCAACAAGCACAAACCCCUCAAAGACAGCCUCCUCCUCUCUCCCCAAAGCCCGACACUCCAAGUGAAGCGUGGAAAGCAGAACUGCCCAGCACCCCUACCAGAGCCGAACACCCCAGCCCUACUGUCCCACUGAUCCACGAGCCAGAACUUCCACUGCCCAGGCCCCGGCCGGCUCCUGACACCCUCAGCUACUUAGAGUCAGCCAGCCUAAUGUCGGGGACUUUGGAGUCUCUAUCUGGGCUGGGAGAGGAUGGCAGCUCUGUGGGCUCCGACUCUGAAAUCAAUGGCAUGGCUGUCAGACGCACUGAUAAAUAUGGCUUCCUAGGUGGGAGUCAGUACAGUGAAAGCGCUGAAAAGGAUGUUCGAGUUGAUGUCGCCCGACAGAGGGAGGUAAAAUGGCUUGAUAUGUUCCACAACUGGGAUAAGUGGAUCAAACAUCGCUUCCAGAAGGUGAAGUUGCGCUGCAGGAAGGGGAUUCCAUCUUCUCUCAGAGCCAAAGCCUGGCAGCUACUGUCCAACAGCCAAGAGCUCCUAGAUGCCAACCCUGGAAAAUUUGAGGAGCUGGAGAGAGAGCAGGGGGAAGCUAAAUGGCUGGACAUUAUAGAGAAGGAUCUCCACAGACAGUUCCCCUUCCACGAGAUGUUUGCUGCUCGUGGUGGCCACGGGCAACAGGAUCUGUACCGGAUCCUGAAGGCUUACACUAUCUACCGGCCUGACGAGGGCUACUGCCAGGCCCAGGCUCCAGUGGCUGCAGUGCUGCUCAUGCAUAUGCCUGCUGAGCAAGCUUUUUGGUGCCUCGUCCAGAUUUGCGAGAAGUACCUUCCCGGCUACUACAGUGCUGGCCUGGAAGCGAUCCAGCUGGAUGGCGAGAUCUUCUUCUCCCUGUUACAGCGUACAUGCCCAAUGGCGUACCGUCACCUUAAGAAGUUCAAGAUUGACCCGAUUCUCUACAUGACUGAGUGGUUCAUGUGCAUCUUCUCACGCACCUUACCAUGGGCCAGUGUACUGCGUGUAUGGGACAUGUUCUUCUGUGAAGGGGUGAAGAUAGUGUUUCGUGUGGGCCUGGUGCUACUGAAACAGAUGCUUGGCUCUGUGGAUAAACUUCGGGAACUACAGGGCAUGUAUGAAACCAUGGAGCGUUUAAGGAACAUCUCACCUGACACUAUCAGAGAGGACAUAUUGGUACAGGAGAUUAUCAUUCUCCCAGUGACGGAAGGGCUCAUAGAGAGGGAGUGCCGUAUUCAGGUGAGGAAGUGGAAGGAGUCCAGAGGGGAGCUGACACACCAGCCAGGCCGCCGCCUCCACGGUACGAGGGCCAUCUUCGAGUACAAACGCCGAGCCGCCUCCAUUAGCUCCGGCGGCAGCUUCUCUUUCCUGGGAAGUCAGAUCCCUCCACCAGGACCUCUCAGGGCCUCUUCCAGCCUCCUCUCACUCCCUGGCUUCCGCAGGUCAAAGGCUCCUUUCCACUCCCAAACCAAGAAGGGCUCCUUCUCAGGUCCAUCAGGAAUGGAGGGCCUGAUGCAUCAGUCCCAACCUGCAGUAACAUCAAGCCCAGAACGAGGCCUCAGCCAUAAACCACCUAUUCCUCCAGGGGCAGGUCAGAGGGAACAGGCACCCCACAUUCCGAGCACCUUAGUCGGGGGUGCAGCUGGCUCAUCACGUGGGCCUGCUCAGGCCACAGAAGACAACUCAGCACAGGGCCAGCCUACUGCUGUGGCCCCAACACAAAGCACAGCACCACCGCCUAGCACUCUAUCCCCCUCCCCUAAGAUUGUCUCUGAGCAAAUUACUUCUACUAUCCCCUCUCCUACUGCAAACAACGCCCCUCUGCUGCUAAUUCCAGAUUCAAAAAAAGAAGCUGUGCCAGCGGCUGAUGCCACAACUGGCGAGGAAGAUGUAAAGAAGAAGAAGAAGAACAAAGAAGGCAAGAAGAAGGAAAAGGAAGAGGAGAAGAAAAAAAUGAAGGAAAAGAAAGAAAAGGAAAAGGCUGAAAAAGAGAGGCUCAGAAAGGAGAAAGAGAGGCUAGAAAAAGAAAAGAAGAAAGGGGGGAAGAAAAAGGACAAAGGGGGAGGAGAAGCUGAGGACAAAAAUGGAGAUGCAGCAGCAAGAGAUUCGGCCUAGUUUUCCACCCCGUCAUUCCAGGAUAAUGAAAAGGGACGCUGAACAAAAAAGAGGUCAGGGGAACAAAAGAUCCCCAGAAACAGAUAGUAUUAAUCAAAAAAAAAUAAAAAUGGGAUGUCUUCCUGUAAAACGCAUCAUUUCAAAGACUUAAUGUAGUCCCAGGACUAUGGUGGAGAAAACUGGAUCAUGAUUUUAAUAGCACCUGGGGGGGGGGGUUAAUGCUUUCACUUUCACAGAGUUUUAGUAAAAUGGGAAAAAAUCCUUUUUCAACUGGAUAAAUGACUGGAUUACAAAUUACAGUCGUUAUCUCUUUUAGUUAUUUUUUCUUUUCUUGUUGUCAUUUUUUUUUUUUUUUAAACAGAUGGAUGGCAGUGGUUAGAGAAACAUAGACUUCAUUGACAUUGAAGGGAUUGUUGAACUGAAAGUUUGCAGAAAUAGUUAUGGUGCCAUAGAUGAUGUAAAUAAAGUCUACCUACAGUACAUAGGAUCCAGUUCUACUCAACAUGCCCCAUCAUUUCUCAUCUGUGGACAGGUUAUCUGGAUGCCUCUGACAAAAAAGAAAACUUCAAAGUCGUCUCAAACACAGGCAGAAGACAGAAAUGCUAGUAAUGUUGUUGAGGAUGUAUUUAUUGUCGUGUUUAAUGUUGUGAGUGUGUGCCUUAGUAGUGUAGUGAAAUGUGUUAGUGUCCUAUGUGUGGCCUCCCUGUUUUCAGUCUCCCUCUGGCUGCAAACCAUUGAAUCCGAAGUGGUUCUCCCCAAAUUCUUCUGUCAUUGGAAUAAAUCUGAAGGGGAUAUGGAGGGAUGUACACCGAAAAAAAGAGGGAGAAAAUUAAGAAUACAACCAGACACCAUAAAGUUGUGGCUGUUUUUUAGUGAUUCAUUUAUGUGUUUUUUUGUCUCUGACAAAACGACACACAGGGAGCAUUUUAUUGUUUUAAUUCAAUUACAUUUCUUGUGUUUGAGGUUGAUUUUUGCAAAAAGCAGGCACAACAUUAUCGAUAAACUGGUGGCAUAAAAACAUACAAUACCCAGCGGUGCCCGUGCAUAAGUCCUGCAGACCAAAUGUCCAUCUGUAAAAUUAGUAUUAUUUUGAUUUUUGACAAAAUCCUACGCAUGUUUUAUUUCGCCAAAUUUCAGCAUGGGUAAGAACUUAGGUUCAUUAACCCAUUAGAAUGUGAUUUGAAGUAUCUUAAGAGAAUGAAGGAUGAUUUUUGCACUUGUGAUUUUGUCAAAAAGUACCACUGAAUUCAAUCACUCCGUUAGUUUAGUGACGUAGAAAACGGGAGUCUCAACGGGCCGGUUUCGUACUUUGAAAUCUGCUUCGAGGACCUAUAGGAAGCCACUUGACUGGAGGUGCCAGGUGUGCCAAUGUAGCAUUAACCUCUGAUCUUUGACGUUUGGGCUCUGAUGUAUUUAUGUACAAAGUGGUUAAUUUAAUCAAAUAUAGUAUAUUAUGAAUUAUUAUUAUUAUUAUUAUUAUUAUUUUGGAUCUGACUAUUUUUCUAUGUGAGUAAGAGACACCUGGUUGACUGGAACGAUGGCUGACUACACAGUGUAGUUGCAGGGGGGAUAAUUUGUGUUUAUUUUAAUUUAAUUUUUUUCUGUGCACGCUAAGUCCUCUGAUUUUCACAACAAACUCGAUGCAUGUCUUUGCUAUUAUUUAAGUUUACUGUCACUGUUGUCAACUAUAGGUUCAUGGGUCUCCAGUUUACUGAAGUGCAGUAUUAAAUAGACUUGAGUGGAAAAAAGGGGCCUCUGACAGAAUAAACAGUAAGACGAGUGAUUCAGACAGAAUUUCUGGGAGUUGAAGGUCUUAAUCGUACUGUAAUAUAUACUAAGAGGUGAUUUAGGAGCUUUGAAUAGUUCUUUAAUUUAAGAUCUUGAGUAUGUCUGUCUCACUAAAUUGUGUUGUAACAUUCAUGAUGACUUAUGGACUAACUCCCUAACCUAUUUACACUCAGUGUCUGUACUGUAACAUAUUUAUGCAUACAUUAAACUGCACUGAACCCCAUCAGUAUACGAUGAAUAGUGCCAGGUAGUUAGUAUAAAACCAUUUGAUAGCAAAAAACAUUGCUCUCUAACUGUACUGUUUUUGUAGUUAAGGAUUAGAGGGACUUUUGUGUAAUUGUAGCCAACAUGUCCUGCAUAUUUGUUGUUUUUCACUUAUUUCAGGUCUUCACAUGGCUGUCAUUUAAAUACAUAAAUAUCACACUCCCUCCCUCCUCUAUUUUGACGCCAGUGCAUUCAUAGGCACAGAUUAGUGUAGUGUUAGUGAGGAUAACCUGAACACAUCUAUGCAAACCAUCCUCCAUCAUGACUGUUGAUGGCGUGUGGCGACAGAAGCACUGAUUUCACCUCUCAUCGUGAUGUUUAGAUUGGUGCCAUGGGAAAUAAGAAUUUUGUGCUUCAGUAGGUCUUUUUCUGAGCACACUUUCAUGCCUGUGGGGUACAAUAUUUUAUGAGCAAUAUGUCCUCGCAGCUCGUUAUUUCUUGUAUUUCAGAGGGCUCGAGAUGCCGUGAUCAAAUUAAUAAUCUCUCUAACUUGUGGAGUCGGCACUGCAAUCAAGACAGUCUUCUUAACAAAUCAAGAAAUCCAUUUCUAUCAGGUCCUUUGUGCAUUUCUGCAUUGAUCCUGAAAUUGUCAUUCUUGAUUACAGUUGAUUGGGAAUGAAUACCCACUAAUGCAAAUAUUUAAAGAAGUGUUUCAGCUGUUUUUUCUCCCCUUGCCGUUAUGUCUUUUGUGUUUUUAAGUUUACAUUGUCACUCUGGCGAAAGUGAAAUAAAAUCAUAGCUAAUUGAAUUCAUUCCUUCAGAUCUACAACUGAUGUAUUUAAUUGAUGAUAAUGACAUUUGUGAUGAGUAAUAAACCAUAAUAUAUUACA